CAGUUAAAUUCAAGUAAACAUUGGCAACCCUGUGUGCGGCGACUUAAUUGCGAACAUACGAACCGACGAAGAGGCAAAUCAAAAGAAGCAGCAGCAACAGCAGCCAACAGUAGUAGAAAAGCGUGGAAAAGUGCAGAUAAGUUUCAAGUUGAGUUUUCGUAUAGAAAAUAUCUUGGGGGAAAACAGGCAAAAAUCCUGACGCAGCUGAUUCAAGCGCCAGAAAAAUUGUGUGUGGCGAUCAGUGUUUGAGUGUUGAGCCUGCACAUUUGAUUUGCUAAAGCUAAAGCGUACAAAUUGUUUUGCUAUAAGCUAAUAGCGGCAGUGGUUCUUGUACAGAAUACAACGCGUAUAGGCAGGCGAAAGCAAAUAGAGCCUACAAAGACGACCACCAAAAGAACACAGCGUACAGGAGGAAAGGCGAGCCACCAUAUAGCUGGCUAGCGCGAUUGCACCAACAACGACGACGACUACAGCAACAGCAACAGCGGUCGACAACUGCUUUUGGUGCUUCUUUUUUGCAUUUUGUUUUAUUGGCGCAUACACCCGUCUUGGCAGUUAACGCAGCAACGCGUGUGUUUGUGUGUGGGGGAGAAAACAACUAUAUAGGAAAGUCAGCAGCAGCAGCAAAGGAGCAUAACAUUCAGAUUUUCAAGUCGACUGACUACACGGUGUGUGACAGUGUUUAACAUUGAAUUAUUAAUUUGUUAAGACAAGAAAAACUAAAAAGCGCGACAAGAAGCUAUAUUUGAAUACAUAGUAUAAUAACGCAGUAAUUUUGAAAAUCUUAACAACUUGGAAGUGUAUAAUAUUGUAACACACUCAAAAAGGAGCUGAAAUUGCAACAGCAGCUGAGAAUUACAAGUGAAAAAGUACGACGAGUGCAUCAGAAACAACACAAAAAAAAAACAUAAAAAUAUAAAAUGGAAAAGAGAAUAGAACUGGAAAGACGCGCACGCAAAGCUAAUCAGAUCACAGAUUUGAAUCUGGAUAAUUGCCGGAGUACAAGUAUUGUGGGCCUUACAGAUGAGUACACUGCGCUCGAAUCGUUGAGCUUAAUCAAUGUUGGUUUAACCACACUAAAAGGUUUCCCCAAAUUGCCCAAUCUGAAGAAACUCGAACUGUCCGAUAACAGAAUAUCAAAUGGCCUCAACUACUUGACAACAAGCCCCAAAUUACAAUACCUUAACCUGUCGGGCAAUAAAAUUAAGGAUCUGGAAACACUGAAACCAUUAGAGGAAUUCAAACAACUCGCCGUUUUGGAUUUGUUUAAUAACGAAGCAACACAAAUUGAGAAUUAUCGUGAGAAGAUAUUCGAAAUGCUGAAAUCUUUGAAAUUCCUGGAUGGUUUCGAUGCGAAUGAUGUGGAAGCGCCUUCAGAAGAUGAUGAUGAUGAGGUUAACGGCAACGAUGGCGAGGAUGAUGGUGAUGACGAUGGCGAUGAAGAAGACAAACAAAAAGCGUUUUGUUUAAAUGGUAUUGAAAUUGAUUUGGAUGAGUUGGAAGAGUUUGAGCAGCGUGUAAAGGCAAAGAAACAGCUGCAGGCUUCAACUGCUGCACAAAAUCAAAGUACUGUUGACGAAGUUGAUGACUUAGAUGAGUUGUUGAAGGAAAUAAAAUUGAAAGAUGCAACAACAAAUGCUAACUGUGAUAAGCUAACCACGGCAUCUGAGUGCAGAGAUGCAACGGUGGUGAAAGCAAUAGCCAGCAACCACUUAGAUGCUGAAGCAGCGAAAGCACCCCCCAUGCCUUUUGCUCUUAUACUCUAUUGGUUUUUAGCGAUACUUAAUCUGGCAAAUGCCUCUUUUUAUUCCUGUGAUGAAGAGGACUACGCCAGCAGCUCGUAUGUAUCCACAACUGACGUCUCUUUAUCGGAGGUGUAUAAUGAAGAUCUGGAGGAGGAUAACUCCGAAUGGGGUGAAGAAAAUGCAGCCGAAGAUGAAUUUGAGGACACCGAUGACGAUGAUAGCGAUGAAGAUGGCGAAGGUGAGGGGGGAAAUGCGUCUGCUAAGGGUAAAGCAGGCAAGGAAAAAUCAUCAGCCAAUUCCGCCGCUGCAAAAGCAGAAACCGCUGCAGCAAAUAAUACCGCUACCGCCGAUGGAGCUGCCGAUGGUGAGGAACCGCAGGCACGAGGAAAGAAAAGAAAGCACGACGGUUAAAAAGUGCUUUAUAAGGACGACGCAUCAUCGUAGCAUUUGUUUACAAAUAUCCAAUUAACGUUUUUCUACAAUUUUAAUUUAACAAAGAAAGAUAUAAUAACAGAAACCACAACUAAAAAAAAAAACAAAAACAAAAAACAUGUCUAUAUCAGUUUAUACAUUAAUGAAAAGCGCAAACAAAACAGCCAGCAGCAGCAACAAGUUUGAAAGAUUCAUAUAAUACAUACAAUAAAUAAUUGUAAACACAGCGUUUAUAUUAUUACAAAAACAAAAUACUAUAGAUUUUCAUGAAAUAGCAACAACCACAUACACACACUACUAUUAUUACAAACAAAAUAACAAUAACAACCAACCACAACAUGCAACAAGCAAAAACAAUUAUUAAAUAAUAUUUAUGCAUAUUAGUACAUUUUGGUGGCGCGAAAAAUUUGUAUGUAGGUAUAGAAAGCAGGAGAAAAAGAAACGGAGAAUAAAAAUGCCAAGCAAUUGAAGGGAACGCCAAUUCGAAAGACAUUCAUACAUAUUUACAUAUAUGGAAAGUGUUUUUGGCGAACAAGAACAAGCAAAGCCUGGCAAAUCAGAGUGUUAGUAAAAACAAAAGAAGAGUACAUGAUAACUAUUAUAGAAAGGAAGAAAAGUUAUUAAAAUAGUGUUUAUUUUAAGCAUGACCUAUAUAAGGAAGUAAAAACAAAAGAAAGUGAAGAAGUGAAAAAUAAGAAAAAAAUAAAACAAUUCAACGAUGGCAUGAAAAGGGAAAUUUUAUGAAGUGCAAAUUGUACAACCUCUAGUAACACCAACAACAAUAACCACACACACUGCAAAAGUAUAUAUCCUAAAAAUCAUUUAAGAAAUUGCCUAACAGCUAAGGACAAUAGUAAUUUUGCAUGUGAAGAGAAAAUGAAAUGAAAUGAAAACAGAUUAUGCUACAGAACAACAUUUUUCAGUGUCUUAGCUGUAGUUUGUUGGCAAAAUGUUAUAAAAUGCAGCAGCGCUAUUGGGUAAUUACAAAUAAAUAAAUCAAAACAAAACAAAACGCAGAAAAACAAAAAUUACCGGGUAAGACGUAACACCAGCCGGCGUAAUAAUAAUAAAAAACAAACAAAAAAAUUGUUUAUUGUUUAGUAGCAUUAAUUAGUUACUUAUACAGUAAGUUUAUUAAUAUAUGUAUACACACAUACCAACAGCAAAAUAGAGCAAUGCAUAAG
Messenger RNA from Zeugodacus cucurbitae (melon fly), 3361 nucleotides. RefSeq names its product acidic leucine-rich nuclear phosphoprotein 32 family member A (gene Mapmodulin). The transcript is spliced from 9 exons. The record is from RefSeq and is a predicted model, not a curated record. NCBI's taxonomy places the organism in Eukaryota, Metazoa, Arthropoda, Insecta, Diptera, Tephritidae. The coding region runs from base 921 to 2156 and encodes 411 amino acids. Gene Ontology annotation, molecular function: histone binding. Gene Ontology annotation, cellular component: nucleus.